Psylliodes chrysocephalus is the source of this 6416-nucleotide messenger RNA. The record is from the annotation of a GenBank genome assembly. NCBI's taxonomy places the organism in Eukaryota, Metazoa, Arthropoda, Insecta, Coleoptera, Chrysomelidae.
UAUGCUGAAAUUUUACAUAUUGUCAUAUACUAGUGAUUACGAAGAUUAGUGACUAAAAAUUACCUUUUUUUUUUAAAUAUGUUUUACUAGUUUUUCUUGAUGAUGGAUUGAUUUGUAGAUAGGAUGAACAUGGAAUUAAAGUUUAAGAUGCCUGAAACAGCAACAAGCUCAUCGGUGGAGGACCGUCCUCUAUCUUUAUCACGACACGAUUUUGCCCUCUCAAACUCCGGUAGCAGCAAUCGUUCCUCUUCAGCCAGCCGUUUUGAAGGCCAACUCGGCUACCAGCAGGUACCCCUUCAAAGCACCAUGAGCCACCACAGGGAAAGCUCAGCCUUCGUACCAGUGGUACCGUCCAGAAAUAUGCACCAAAUGAUGUAUACCGGUGAAAUGCACCCCUUACUCGGUUCAGAACUUAUCCGCGAAUCUCGAGAAAGAUCAGAAAGCGGAAAAACUGGGGAAAGUGGUUCGGGAUCGGGGUUUGCGAGGAAACCUUCAUCUUCCGGGUUCGAUCUAAUGGCCAUCAUGGCGGAUAAACGUAAAGAGCUUCAGUUUCGCGAAGAAGCAGUGUGCGUUGCUGCCGCACACGCAGCUUUAAUGCUUCCUCACCGACCCAGACCGCCUGCCGGAUUAUUAGAGGCGUCUGGUACCGCUCAAGGUCAUUCCUACUCCGGAUUCUUGCCUACGUCUCCCGCGGGACCCGGUUCGUUUAGUUUCCCCGGUGGCGGACCGUUGUUUCCUCCGGGCCCGCCGCAAAUGCACGCGCAUCUGGACAGAAGGUUGUUGAGAGCUCCGGGACGAGCUUCAAGGCCGAAAAAACAGUUUAUUUGUAAAUAUUGUAACAGACAGUUCACCAAAAGCUACAAUUUGUUGAUUCACGAACGUACUCAUACCGACGAGAGGCCGUAUUCUUGUGACAUUUGUGGAAAAGCUUUCAGACGACAGGAUCAUUUGAGGGAUCACAGGUAUAUCCACAGUAAAGAAAAACCGUUCAAAUGCGGAGAAUGCGGCAAAGGAUUCUGUCAAUCAAGGACCCUGGCCGUCCACAAAAUCCUCCAUAUGGAAGAAUCCCCGCACAAGUGCCCUGUUUGCAGUCGUUCCUUUAAUCAACGAUCUAAUCUAAAAACCCAUCUUCUUACCCAUACCGAUCAUAAACCAUACGAAUGCAAUUCUUGUGGUAAAGUUUUUCGAAGAAAUUGUGAUCUGAGGCGCCACGCGUUGACACACGCUGUAGGCGACGUACCUCCUGAUGGUCUUGGUGAUGGAUACAUACCAGGUGGAGAAGAUGGAGAGAAAAUGUCUCCGAGACCUAGAAGCUUGUCUGUGGAUUCCAGAGACGACAGAGAAAUGAGAGGGUGUUCACCAGCUCCUGGUAUUACACAGUGCCAUGAACCGUGUUCCUCUUCAAGUCCGUACACUAUGAGACCACCGAUUGAUCGAAGUCUUGCGCACGAUGAUACAGACGAUGAGGAUUUAGAUGAGGAUCCAGAAAUAGAUCCCGGCCAAGAAGACUGUUCCGAAGUACUGAAAGACCCAGAACCUGAUCCGCAUCACAUCCCUCUGCCGCAACUUCAAAUAAGACGCGAUCUGCAUCACGCACCGACGCUGAAACCGAGCACGAUAACCAGCGAAGCACCAGAACCCAAUUUCUUACUAACAGCGUCGCGAAAACGACAUUUCGAUCAAGACAGACCCACCUUCAAUGCGAUGAGACCGCUGUCGCCACCUAUGAAUCUCAGAGCGUACCAUCCGGGUAUUAGAGGCAAUUCGGUGGUUCACAUGGGAUUAAAACCUCCCGAUACUGGUACUUCGAUUAUAUUUAGACCUGGGAUAACUGGGACGGUGAAAAUGGGGCAUCAGGAUUUGAGUCCUGGGGGUAGUAAUAGUAAUAAUGUGGCGAGUGAUUUGAGUAUGAAGAAGAUCGAACCGCCUCAACCGCCGCCUCCUCAGAACCCGCCUAGGAUGACUGGAUUUACUAUAGCUGAUAUUAUGGGAAGAUAGUACAAGUAAUUUGUAGUUUGUUUAUUUUUUUAAUAGUUAAAUUGUAUUUGUGAACUGUUGAUAUUGAUUGUUUUAAUUCGUACUAUAAUAGGAUUUUAAUCAGACUCUAACUUCAUAUUUCUUGGCAUAUAUUUAUAAUGAUUUUUUAUCAUACUGGAUUUUUAAACAAAUUUCUAGUGUUUAUUGUUAAGUCCUCAUUGAUAUAAAUUUUUUCCCCCAUAGCACGCAUUCUCUUGGAUCAAGAUUCUUGUUUUUCUUUCUGAGCUAAGUACUUUUACUUUGAUCUGAAUUCUCACAAAACGUUUCUUGUAACUACACAUCUAAAGAUUGUGAUGGUUUCAGUAAAAUUUACCAAAUAACCAAGAUUUUCUUUAUAUUUUUGUCCAUGCUUACUUUCACCACGUGUGAUUUUAAUUUGUCCAUUAAUACACUGAAAGAUUUAAAUCGCUCACCAAUCAGUAUUUUAAUUUUUUUAGUUAUCAUCAUCAUCAUCAUAGAAUACAUUGACAUGUUAAAUUUUCAUUUUGUCAGAAUGGUUGAACUUCUUAGAUGUCUAAUUUGGAUUGUGCGUAAUAUAAUGCUUAUCCAUAAAGCACAAAUAUGUCCGUUAGAUAUACAUUUUUGGAUGUCUGGACGGUUAAAAAUUAGGUUUUUCUGCACUUCUGAUAUCCAACUAUAUAUAUACUACUAUUUUUUAUUAAAUUAAAAUUUAAAAUAGCUUGACCUGAUCGGGAAUCGAACUCACGACACGUCAGUUAAAGUUAGGCAUCUUCAGCCGCUCUACGCCCUCAACCACGUAGAUAUUCAACAAUUUUUUACUAUGAUUCUUAUAGAUAAUAAGAUUUCAAAUUUCCACUGUUGGAAUAAAAUGCAAUAGAUUUAAUUUGUCAAUUUUUAAUUACGAAAUAUAUUUUGGAAAGAAAAUAAAAUGUGUAUGCAUCUAAAAUGGACGUCUAUUGAACUGUGAGUGCUGUGUGGCUCUGGGUGGUAUCAAAUUUGAUGUUCUUGUAUUCAAUCAUUAGGUAAACAUUCGAAGGUCUUAUACACCUACUUACGUACAUAUUGCUGUUUUGUGGUCUAUUAAAUUUAUAGGCCUAAAUGGUCCCUACUCAUCAAUUUUUGUUAUCCAGAAUUUUCAUCAUUAUCAAAGAAUUUGACAUGUUUAUUAUUCAUUCUUUGUAUAGAUGAAUUUUUCUCAAUUUCUCCUUUACCGAGUCGCAACUAUGCUUUCCUGAACCAUUUUGUUCUUGUUUAUGCGUUUUCGCCCAUCUGUCAUUUUCUGUAUUUCACAGUUAUCAAUUUUAUAUUUUUAAAUAUUAAAAACUAAAUAAAAUAAUAUGAAGCAACUAAAUAUUUCAUGAAACCAUAAAAAAUGCCAAUAUAAAACAAUAUUGAAACUAUUCUUGAGACAUUUGAAUGAUAGCUAGUUUCUCUAAACAUGAACACGUAAAAAAAAUUAUUUGCAUAUUAAAUUUUAUGAUAAGAAUGUAAUUUUAAUGAAUUUUAUGUAAAUAAGCACUUGUUAUGUAUAUUGUUAAUUUUUAUAAUGUAUAAAAUGUAAGCUUUAUUAGUUUUAAUUGUAAUAAGUAUCUAAGUUGAUUCGCGUACCUACUUUUUUAAAUAGAUGGAUUCAUUGGAACCUAAAACUUAAAAUAUUUUUAAUCUAUACUGUACUUCUAUAUAUCUGUGAUACAAAAAAAAGUUUUUCGUAUUUUAUUUGUAACAAUAUGUAUCAAAAAAUGAUAAUAAUUUGUUGUCAUGGAUAAAUCUCAGAUCAAAAUUUAUACACCUAAUUCACUUUUACUAUCAAAUAGCCUAGCGCAGGUUCUUUAAAAUAAUUUUCUAAUUUCUGUGCAGUUCCUCGGUAAUUUCUUAACAAUUCCCUACACACACAUUCCUGCGAAUUUCCACAAUUUCCUGUCAAUUCCUUUAAAUUUGUAAAUUACUGUAAAUUAGUAAAUUCCUUUAAACCUGCAAAUCCCUUUAAACCUAUUAAUUACUUUUAAUAAACUAUCUUUCAACUCGUAAAUUUCUUUAUAACUAUAAAUUACUUUAAUUUCCUGUCAAUUCCAAAAAUCACUGGCCAAUCCCUUCAUUCCUGGCGAGUUCCACAAUUCCUUUAAACCUGUAAAUCUCUUUAAACCCGUUAAUUCUUUUAAACCUGUCUUUAAAUCCGUAAAUUUCUUUAAAACUAUAAAUUACUUUAAUUCCCUGUCAAUUAUAAAAAUUAUUGGCCCAUCCCUCAAUUUCUGGCGAAUUCCACAUUUCCUUUAAACCUGUAAAUCUCUUUAAACCUGUUAAUUCCUUUAAACCUGUCUUUACACCCGUCUUUAAACCCAUAAAUUUCCUCAAACCUAUAAAUUCCUUUAAUAUCCAAUAUUACUGGCAAAACCCACAAUUCCUGGCGAUUUCCACAAUUCCUUUAAGCCUAUAAGUCCCUUUAAACCUGUUAAUUCCUUUAAACCUGUCUUUACAUCAAUCUUUAAACCCAUACAUUUCUUUAAACCUAUAAAUUCCUAUAAUAUCCAAUAUUACUGGCAACUCCCACAAUUCCUGGCGAAUUCCACAAUUCCUUUAAGUCUGUAAGUCCCUUUAAACCUGUUAAUUCCUUUAAACCUGUCUUUACAUCAGUCUGUAAACCCAAAAAUUUCUUUAAACCUAUAAAUUUCUAUAAUAUCCAAUAUUACUGGCAAAUCCCACAAUUCCUGGCGAAUUCCACAAUUCCUUUAAGCCUGUAAGUCACUUUAAACCUGUUAAUUCCUUUAAAGCUGUCUUUAUAUCAGUCUUUAAACCCAUAAAUUUUCUUAAACCUAUAAAUUCCUUUAAUAUCCAAUAUUACUGGCAAAUCCCACAAUUCCUGGCGAAUUCCACAAUUCCUUUAAGCCUAUAAGUCCCUUUAAACCUGUUAAUUCCUUUAAAGCUGUCUUUACAUCAAUCUUUAAACCCAUACAUUUCUUUAAACCUAUAAAUUCCUUUAAUAUCCAAUAUUACUGGCAAAUCCCACAAUUCCUGGCGAAUUCCACAAUUCCUUUAAGCCCGUAAGUCCCUUUAAACCUGUCUUUACAUCAGUCUUUAAACCCAUACAUUUCUUUAAACCUAUAAAUUCCUAUAUCCAAUAUUACUGGCAAAUCCCACAAUUCCUGGCGAAUUCCAUAAUUCCUUUAAGUCUGUAAGUCCCUUUAAACCUGUUAAUUUCUUUAAACCUGUCUUUACAUCAGUCUGUAAACCCAUAAAUUUCUUUAAACCUAUAAAUUCCACUAAUUUCCAACAUUACUGGUAAAUCCCACAAUUCCUGGUGAAUUUCACAAUUCUUUUAAGUCUGUAAAUCCCUUUAAACCUGUCUUUACACCCGUCUUUAAACCCAUAAAUUCAUUUAAUUCCCAAAAUUACUGGCAAUUCUUCGGCACGUUCCGUAAUUCUUCUCAAUUCCUUAAACCUGUAAAUUCUUCGUAAUUUCCCACCCCUGUACAUCUAAUUCUUUGUGCUUGUUGCUUUAAAAUGAUGUCUAACCACUAACCACUAUUUCUAUUAAAGUUUAACUGAUUUGUUGCAGUUUGUGUUGCAUAAGAACAGAAUAAAUUGUUGAACAUUGCAAACCUAAUUACCUUUUAAUAUCUCUGUAGUUCCUCCCUAAUUUUUGGCAAUUUCUGGUAAUUCCUUACCUUUGUACAUCUAAUUCCCUGUUCUGUUUGUUACCCUUUUGGUUCGUUGUUUUAAAAUUAUGUCUAGCGCAUGACUAUUAAAGGUCAACUAAUUUGUUGUAGUUUGUGUUGCCUAAGAACAUUAUAGUGAGGAUUCAAUAGUAACCUUUUCUGAAUAGUUUAAUUUAUUUGUUUUAAUUGAUUUAGUUUUUUAUGUAAAUUGUAAUGUAAGGUAAAACAUGCAACCUUUAUUUGUACUUUUUAAAAUAUAGACAUUAAUUUUUGAAUUGUUCUGCUAUACCUUUUCUCUGUUAGGUACUCAUAAAAUCCAAUGUUUAAUUUGUAGUAGGUACGUAUUUUGGAUGGUACAAUGUAUUAUUUUUAAUUAAUAUGUUACAAAUAUUCAUAUUUUUUGGUUGUACAAAUUAGGGACCGGUUACGCUCGCACUCUUGUCUUUUUUAGUAAAAAAAGUUGUAAAAUAAUUUCUGUAAUUAAGUGUGUCAGUAGGUACCUAAUGAUAUUUUUUUACAAUUAGUUUAUAAGGUGUUGUCAAUAAAUGUUGGUACAAAUAAAAAUAAACAAAUCAUUGUUAUUAUAAUAAUUUAUUUAAAUUAGUGUUAUUUUUGUGUAGUUCACAUUCUGAUGUGCAAAAUUCUAAAAAUUGUGUAUUCUUGUACGUACUUUUAAUGAGGACUAGUAUGUGAUCUCAUAAUAUUUUAUUGGCAAUUUAUAUAAUAUAUAUCUUUAUUUUUAAUUGUAACUUUAGAUGGAAUGUG